AGAACACGAAGGAAGGUUGGAGGUGAUGGGAGGUCAAGUUGGUAGUAGUAGUAGUAGUAGCAUGCAGCAGUGAGUAACAGCAGCGGGUAGUACUUGGAAGUUGUUUGAGUAGCAAAAGCCUCUUUAGUUUAGCAUCAUCCCUUGUCAGCCCUACACCAAUUGCGGUCCCACCUCCAUGUUUUGGUUCCCCCUCUCUUCUCUUUUCUUCUCCUCUCCAUCUCUAUUAACUCUCCGAUGACAAAUUGAACCACCACCACCACCGGAGAAGAAGAAGCACAAAUCAAUACUCCCUACCCUUCCCUCCUCAUAGCGGCAUAGUCGACCGGAGUAGGCGGCUCCGAGACGGGCGCGAUGGGCGAGCAAGAGACGCACAACUUCAUGAAGGUCAGCGUCGACUCCUUCUCCGAGCUGCCCUUCAUCCGCCCCGGGCCAGCUCGCGAGAAUGCAUCCCACACGAGCCCUGCCAUUCGGCUCUUCGGCAUCGACUUCGCCACCGAUCCAGACGCAUCACAAGAUGGCCCCUCCGUCGACCCUCCCUCCUCCACCACUGAGACCAGUAACACCCCGGCGGCCGCUACCACCACCACGUUGACUGACAGUGGCGAGAGCUCGAGGAAGUUCGAGUGCCACUACUGCUGCCGCAAGUUCCCCACGUCGCAAGCCCUCGGCGGGCACCAGAACGCCCACAAGCGCGAGCGCCAGCACGCCAAGCGCUCCCAUCUCCAUUCGGCUAUGGCCUCCCAACACUACCACCACCACCACCACCCCAGCUUCAUCGCUGACGGUCAUGUCUACGGCUACCUCGACUACCGCCAUCUGAGUUCCUUCCCCUCUGCCUCCCGUUUCGACCACCCGCCCCCGACCCACUACCCUUCAUGGACUAGCCACACCGGCUCGGUCACGAACCCUGCGGCUCGCUUCUACGGCGGCCUCGGUUCCGCAUCUCAGCUCAUAAACGGUAGCCCACUCCCGGGGCCAUGGAGAAUGCCGGUGCAUGGCAGCACGGCAGGCUUGCAAGGGAACCAUCCCCCCGCACUGCCUUCGUUCGGAGGAAGAGACGCAAGGAAGAUGGCAGUGGAAGGUACGGGUGGCGUCGGCUCUUCUUCUUCCUCCUCUUCAUCCUUGGCUUCCCCAAAUGAGCAAGGUGGCUUCGAUUCUGGUUCCAAGAACAGUUUGAGUUUGGAUUUGCAUUUGUAGUUCAUCAAGGAUCGGAUACCAAAGAGUUCGUUAAUGAAUUGCAAUUUUCUCUUACUUAUUGCCUCUCUUAUCUCACAAACUCGUUUACAUCUCUCAGACAGUUUACUCCGUGGGGUGCCUUUUUCUUUUAUUCUGUCAGAUUCACAUAUGGAAGUACUUACUUGGUUCCCUUUUCUUUUUUGUGAGCAGAAGAAGGGCCAAAACUUCAAGAUUUUCGAGUCAUUGCAUAUACUAUUUUUACCUCUCAUUCUAAUAUUUUAGAAGCUGAGUGUUAUCAACUGUUCAGUGUUUAUAGCUUAGCUGAAUGCAAGAUAUAAAGGAAUAGACACCACAUAUGAUUGCAACACUGGUUCAGGAAGUGUCAGCUUAAACUGGCCCCAUUCACCACUGAGCAUUGUAACUAAUAUCCUGCAUUGCUUAGAGUUCCUUCCUUUUAUCUUUUGUGGUCUUAGAUG
Musa acuminata subsp. malaccensis (wild Malaysian banana) is the source of this 1652-nucleotide messenger RNA. RefSeq names its product zinc finger protein 8. Gene Ontology annotation, biological process: trichome differentiation; trichome morphogenesis; response to gibberellin. The record is from RefSeq and is a predicted model, not a curated record. Gene Ontology annotation, molecular function: DNA-binding transcription factor activity. NCBI's taxonomy places the organism in Eukaryota, Viridiplantae, Streptophyta, Magnoliopsida, Zingiberales, Musaceae.